CGUCUCGUGAGCGCAGCGCUGCGUGGGGCGCUGUGUCCAGUGGGAUCGCGCGUGGGCGGCGCUUCACGCAGCAGGUUUGUGUGCGUCUCUACAGCAGCAGCGGCGCGACAGACUGACGGAGCGGAGAACACUGGAGCUAAUGAGCGCCGAGAGCCGCUGAGAGGGAGAGUCUGCUCGGGGAAACCGCAUUCGCGUCUUUGGACAGAGAUUUAGCCACGCCCACAGCUGAAGAUGUCAGACAAUGGGGAAGUAGAAGACAAGCCGCCAGCUCCGCCCAUGAGAAACACCAGCACCAUGAUUGGCUCGUCCGGUAAAGACUCAGGCCCACUGAAUCACGGCUCCAAACCUCUGCCGCCCAACCCAGAGGACAAGAGGAGAAAAGAAGGCUUCAUCCGAUCCAUACUCACCGGAGGAGGAGACAAGACCAAUAAGAAGAAGGAGCGUCCAGAGAUCUCUCUGCCGUCAGACUUUGAGCACACUAUCCAUGUUGGCUUUGACGCCGUCACUGGAGAGUUCACUGGCAUGCCUGAGCAGUGGGCACGGUUACUCCAGACAUCCAACAUCACCAAACUCGAGCAGAAGAAGAAUCCUCAGGUCGUUCUGGAUGUCCUUAAAUUCUACGACUCUAAAGAAACAACCAACAGCCAGAAAUACAUGAGCUUUACAGAUAAAGGUGCCGAUAACUACAACUCUUCCAACGCAGUGAACUCCAAGGCCGUUUCGGAGACCCCCGCCGUGGCCCCCGUCUCCGAGGACGAGGAUGAAGAAGAUGAGGAUGAGGAUGAGGAUGAAGCCACGCCUCCACCCAUCAUCGCACCCCGUCCCGAACACACUAAAUCUAUCUACACGCGCUCCGUUAUUGACCCUCUUCCUCGUCCGCUCUCCACCAAAGACGCCGCUACGUCACCAAUCGCUAACACGGCCGCGGAGGACGACAGUCUCACCCCUCCACCCUCCACCACCUCCGCCACAGCCAGCACCACCAACACCAACACCCCUCCACCCUCCACGCCUCAAAACACCGACAAAACACGCAAGAAGAAGAUGACCGACGACGAGAUACUCGAGAAACUGCGAAGUAUAGUCAGCGUGGGCGACCCGAAGAAGAAGUACACCCGAUUUGAGAAGAUCGGCCAGGGGGCGUCUGGAACGGUCUACACAGCCAUAGACAUCGCCACAGGACAAGAGGUGGCCAUCAAACAGAUGAACCUACAGCAGCAGCCCAAGAAAGAGCUGAUCAUCAAUGAGAUCUUAGUGAUGAGGGAAAACAAGAACCCCAACAUCGUCAAUUACCUGGACAGUUACCUGGUGGGAGACGAGUUGUGGGUGGUGAUGGAGUAUCUGGCUGGAGGCUCCCUGACAGACGUGGUGACGGAGACAUGUAUGGAUGAAGCACAGAUCGCCGCCGUCUGUCGGGAAUGUCUCCAAGCGCUGGAGUUUCUGCACUCGAAUCAAGUCAUUCACAGAGACAUCAAGAGCGACAACAUUCUGCUGGGGAUGGACGGCUCCGUCAAACUCACUGAUUUCGGCUUCUGCGCUCAGAUCACUCCUGAACAGAGCAAGCGGAGCACCAUGGUUGGGACGCCGUACUGGAUGGCCCCGGAGGUGGUGACCCGCAAGGCCUACGGCCCCAAAGUGGACAUCUGGUCCCUGGGCAUCAUGGCUAUCGAGAUGAUCGAGGGCGAGCCGCCGUACCUCAACGAAAACCCUUUGAGGGCUCUGUAUCUCAUCGCCACCAAUGGAACGCCGGAGCUGCAGAGUCCGGAGAAACUCUCGUCCGUGUUUCGGGAUUUCUUAAAUCGCUGUCUGGAGAUGGACGUGGAGAAGAGAGGCUCUGCCAAGGAGCUUUUGCAGCAUCAGUUCCUAAAAGUGGCCAAGCCUCUGUCCAGCCUCACACCGCUGAUCAUCGCAGCGAAAGAGGCGACCAGAAACAACCGCUAGCCCUUUUUAGGAUGACCCCUGACCCCCGACCCCCAACCCCCAACCCCAGAGCGCUCUCUCUCUCUCUCUCUCUCUCUCUCUCUCUCUCUCUCUCUCUCUCGUGUGUCGCCCCUCGCCCUCUAGUGCUGCUGUUUUAGGGUCCGAGAGGCGUCUGCGCUCACGCUGUGGCCCCUGAAAAGGCUCUGAAUGACGACAUCACUGGAAACAAAUGACCACGGCUCGUCAGGCCCAAAGCAUUGUGGGGGAUUUCCCCCCCGGCUGACUCUCUCUGGGUGUCACUGUCAGUUUUUCUGUUGCUUUUUUUGCCGUUUGCUUUGGUGUUGGAAUCAUGGGAACAUGAUUGAUGUUUUAAUGUCUGUUUUUUGUUCAUUUUACAAGGUUUGUCGUUUGUUUUUGUGUGUGUGAGAGAGUGUGUGUGUGUGUGUGUGUGUGUGUUCACCGGGUCAUAGGUUAGCUGAGAUUGUGACAUGAUGACACGUUUGUACAGCGAUCAACAGAAAGAUCUCGUUUUUUGAUAUUGGAACAUGAUUUGCAACAGACUAUUGAUUAAGGUACUAUGAAGGAUGCCUGUGCAUGAAGAGACUGUAUUUCAGAAGAAGAAACGACCACCUGAGGUCCGUUCUGUCCCAUAAUCCCUCCUCACGGCAGAAACCCAGCGUGACUUCAGUGCGCCGCCGUGUUUUGUGUUAACACAAACAUUGAUGGAAUUGAAGUUUUCUGAUAUUACGUUCACGUACCCUUUGGCCUUAAACUGUGACGUGAACAGUAGGACGUAACGAAGACGACACAACACACCAAGAUGCAGUCCGAUGCGUUCUUUCAGUGGCCUGAUGGGAUUCGUUUAGAAGAGAAUCUUCCCUGUUAGCAAUCAAGGAGUUUCUGCGAGCCAUAAACUCUUUAUAAGGCCUUUUGAUGAAUUGAAAUUCUUAAUUGAAAUGGGACGAAUAAACUUCAGAAUUAA
This is a messenger RNA of Carassius gibelio (silver crucian carp), 2902 nucleotides long. Its product is annotated as serine/threonine-protein kinase PAK 1. Gene Ontology annotation, biological process: regulation of actin cytoskeleton organization; regulation of MAPK cascade; protein phosphorylation. NCBI's taxonomy places the organism in Eukaryota, Metazoa, Chordata, Actinopteri, Cypriniformes, Cyprinidae. Gene Ontology annotation, molecular function: ATP binding; protein serine/threonine kinase activity. Bases 232 to 1941 code for a protein of 569 amino acids. Gene Ontology annotation, cellular component: cytoplasm. The record is from RefSeq and is a predicted model, not a curated record. The transcript is spliced from 15 exons.